Mytilus californianus (California mussel) is the source of this 6721-nucleotide messenger RNA. Its product is annotated as solute carrier family 35 member E2A-like. Gene Ontology annotation, molecular function: antiporter activity. Lineage: Eukaryota; Metazoa; Mollusca; Bivalvia; Mytilida; Mytilidae. Bases 198 to 1310 code for a protein of 370 amino acids. Gene Ontology annotation, cellular component: Golgi apparatus. The transcript has 7 exons. The record is from RefSeq and is a predicted model, not a curated record.
UUUAUUGCUAAGCUUGUCAACAACACUGAUUAUGACAGCAACCGAAUCCGCAAUCUGAAGGAUUAUUCUCACACUCACAAUAUGUAGUAUUUCAGUAGAAAUACUUUAAGGUACACAAAAAUUGAAGGCAGCUUAAUCCUGGAAGGUGAAAGUGGAGAUGAAUUUAUGGUAAAUAACAGGAUUUUCUUUUUCAAAAUAUGAGUGAAAUCAAACUUAUCAAAGAUGCAGAGUCCUCGUCAACAUCUACUGAAUUGAAUAUGUAUUUAGAGAACUCAAUGGAUGCAGUACGAACAAACAUAGGGACCAAACACAUUGUCAAAAAACAACUGGACGAUGAUGAGAAGUUAGGACUGUUAAAUGUUAGGGCAUUUUUCUUCCUCAUCCUGUGGUAUAUAUUCAGUGCAUUCACAUUGUUCUUAAACAAGUAUAUUUUGACAACACUGAAAGGAGAUCCAGCAGUACUAGGUGCCAUGCAGAUGGUGAUGACCACAAUAUUUGGAUUUCUACAGAUGUAUCUUCCAUUGGGGUUUUAUAAACCUGUCGUAAGGGAAGGGAAACCUUCUAAUUUCUGGAAAAACAUGAUAUUAGUUGGAUGUAUGAGAUUUUCAACAGUAGUCCUAGGGCUGAUAGCAUUAAAGUAUGUAGCGGUAUCAUUUACAGAGACCGUUAAAAGUUCAGCGCCAUUAUUUACAUGUUUUAUUUCCUAUGCUUUGAUUGGAGAAUACACAGGAAUGUACACAUUUAUGUCGCUCAUUCCAAUUAUGAGUGGAUUGGCCCUGUGCUCUGCAUAUGAACUUAGUUUUAAUAUUAAAGGCUUUAUUGCAGCCCUAGCUACCAAUUUAACUGAAUGUUUACAGAAUGUUUAUUCUAAAGUGCUAAUUAGUGGUGAUAAAUAUAGAUAUACACCAGCAGAGUUACAAUUUUACACAAGUUUAUCAUCAAUAGCAGUACAAAUUCCAGCAUGUUUCUUUAUGAUAGAUAUGGAUUCUGCCAGUAAAACAUUUGAUAUUACUAUGAUCUCAGCUUACGUAAUAAACGGAAUAUGUUUUCACUUCCAAAGUAUAUCAGCUUAUGUAUUAAUGAGCUACAUAUCACCUGUAACACACAGUGUUGCCAACACAGUUAAACGAGCGUUCCUUAUUUGGAUAUCUGUAAUAUUAUUUGGUAACCCUGUAACAUUCUUAAGUGGACUAGGGACUGUAAUUGUUACCAUUGGUGUUCUGUUGUAUACCAAGGCCAAAGAAGUGGACCACAAUAGGAGAGAACUUAUACAGAGUUAUCCAAGGGUAGGAGAAACGAAAGAUGUUUGAUUGUAAAUUUUACCUAGUAGUUAUUUUUCAAAUGAAGACAUUUAUUCUUUGUACAAAUUUUUUACUUAUUGUAAAUAAAUUAAUGUGGUUGGUAAAUUUUUUAUUAUUUUUUACCAAAAAAAUUAAUUGUUCUUUGGUCCUAAAAAAAUGACUUUGUUUCUUGGUUUUAGUCAAGCACAAAAUUUGUGAAAAUGACCAUUAAAUAUACUUUCUCAGUAUUUGGAAUAAUUCCCAAGAACACAACAGCAACAUUGAUAUUUGUAUGGUAAAAUGAAGCAAUUUGGGAUUGCAUUUAUUUCUGACAUUUACCGAAAAUAUUUAAGUUGUUAAGAAAAUUUGUUAGAAAGUAAAAAGGUAUAAUAUUAAACCUAUUUAAUUUAAUAUUACCGUGAACCAACUUAUUUUCAGGGAUACUUAAGUUCUUGUUUAUCCCUUUCUAUCCAACAUAGCGGCGAUUUAAUUUCGCAACUUAUUAGUUUACUUGAUGUAUUUAGAUAAGAGAAGAUCUAAGUUUAACAUUUUUGCGACGAUUUAUAUUCGCAUUAUUUUUCUACUCGCUAAAGUCACGAAAAUAAAUAGGUUUACAGUAUAUUCAUGCUCAGCUUGCUUCAGUCCUGAGCAUCACUAAAAGGUUGGUCACAUGACUACUUCCAUUCCUUGCCCUGGUAAUGAUGAGCUUGGAUUGGACUAGGAUCACAACCUAACUAACUUAACUGUUAAUCAGUAUUAAAAUCCAGAAAAUUUGUACAAGGAAUGGUCUUCAAUUUACAUUACAUAUUGUUGAAAUGAUUUAGUUUUAUGAUUGAGGGUAAAAAUUCAAUUAAAUUAAAAUUUCUUAAUCGACUUAAAAAAGUUAUUUGUAUAGAUAGGGAUGUGAAUUAUUACUUACUAAUUUCAUUAACUUGCAUAGAAUUAAUUCAUUAAUAUCAUAUAGUAUAUACAUUUUAUGUUAGAGGCAUUUAAUUAAGCAAUAAAAAGUGGCAACUAACCAGAUAAUUGAUAGUAUAUAUUUAAUAAUGACGAUUUUAUAGCCACCACUUUUUGUUGAAUUUAUGACAUGUUUUGUUUGAAAUAUAUUGAAUUUUUGUUCCAUGAAUAAUUUUCAUUAGGAUCAUGUUAAUGAAAAGGAAAACUUAUAAAAAACUGACAGAUGAUAAAUGAUAUCUGCAUUUGGUUGUGAAUUCAAAGAUCUUCAUAAAUUAUUAGAGAGGAUGUAAUGUAGUAUUUAGAGGGUGCUUUGGGACCCAAAUCUUCUGGGGAUCAAAGGGUAAACUCACCUGAAGGAAAACAUCCUUAUAAUGCAUUAAAAUCUUUAAUCAUUCGAGUAUUACUCUAUAUCUAGCUAUAUACUAUACAGUACAAAAAAAAAACACAUCAAGAAACAAAAAGUUCCAAAAUUAUAAAUAAGAGAAUUAAAUGCAGGCUCCAGCAAUAAUUUCAUUUAAGAAUAAGAAGAUAUGGUAUGAUUGCCAAUGAGACCUCCUCACCAGACACCCAACGACAUAGAGGCUAGCAACUAUAGGUCACAAUACUGCCUUCAACAAUGAACAAAACUUACACUGCAUAGCAAAGUAUAAAAAGCCUUGAAAUAACAAAUGUAAAACAGUUCAAAUUAGAAAACUAAUGACCUGAUUUAUGUACAAAACAAUAAACAAAUACCACAACCACUGAAUUACAGGGUCAAUAUUUGGGACAGGUGCAUACAAAAUGUGGAGGGGUUAAACAUACACAUUCAACUUUAGUCUAAUAGAAGAAAUGGGGCAUUGUAAUUUUCUUAAGAGAGGCAUAGAAAACUGUAUCAUGUGUAUUAGAAUACUUGUCAAAUUUGUGCUUUAGAUGAUCAGAUGAAUGUUUGUUUAACGUCCAGUGGUGUGAGCUAUAUAAAAGUAUACCAAGGGAUAAUGUUUGUGCAAAUAACCUGAUACUUUUCACACAAUCUGAUCAAAUUACAGAUCAUGUGUCCACACUUUGCUUACAAGGAUCCGACAACAUUCUGUUCUGUUUGGUAAUUAUAACAUCAGCCAAUGAAAUUUUUGAAGGUGUGUGUACCAUUACACGAAAGAAUCCUGAAGGUUCUUUAAAACAGAAAAGUAGAAGAGAUCAUUUUCUGAAUCUUGUUAAGGAAGUGUGGAUCCAUAUUUCUAUAAGGUAUUUUUUCACAUAUCCUAUAACUUUUAAAUAAUUUGAAAGUUAAAAUCAAGCUGUAUAAAAAAAAAAGAAGACAUAAAUUAUAUUAAAAUGUGGUGACCUUAUUGUGAUACAAGUUUCUGUGUUCCUUUUUAUAAUUUUCCAACAAAAUGUUUUUUGUAUGCUCAAUGAAUUUAAUUGGUCUUGAUCAUGAUCAGAAAACUACAAAUCUUUUAAAAAAAUGGACAGAUUUGAUAAGAAGGUAAAGGGGGAGAAUAAACAAGUCAUAAUAGAAUCUCUUUAUAAUUAGCAGAAAUAAAGUUAAUAUUGUGAUAUUUCAAGCUACCUAUUGUGCAUAAUUAUCAUUAAUUAUUAAGAUUGAAUAUUUUUAAAUUGGAUAUUCAAUUAAAUCAUGCAGAGGAUUCUGAAAUAAAAUAUGAGAAGAUAUCUCUCAGACAAUUAAAUGUAAUGCCAAAAUUUUCUCAUCUAAGUGUCAGUGUUUGUAAGAAUCUGGCAAUUUACAAGAAUUUCAAAACAUGGCAGAAAAAAACCUGCCGACCUAACCAUCCUAUUUUGAAGUUACCCUCAUCCUGAGUUAGAAAUGGUAGGUCUUUAGUUUCUGUGUGUCUGGUAAUUUGAGAAAUUUCUAUAUAACUUUUGGUUAGAAUGAUAGCAAAUUAUGGAGUUAGCUCCCCUUAAUUGUUAACCAAAUUAUAUCUUGAAAUACCAGAACAGGAAAAGGAAACGAAUGUUAUAAUAUAUUCGUGUACCAUUAUACAUUAUGAAUUUAAAUUAAUGUAAACAUGAGUGGGUUUUUUUUCUGUCAUAUUUUUACCACUGGCUGAUUCUUAGGCAGAUUGGCACUUAAACAAAAAGCUAAACAAUUAAAGUUUUGUUUCAUGAUUUACUUAUUAUUAUUUUAUACUGUUCAUUUGCUGCCCAGAAUGGCAGGAUACUUCCUUAACUAUAUAUCUUCAAUCUUUUUUUGUAACAAGCAUUUUUGUAAUAGCUUUUGUUUGUAUAUUAACCAUUCUAAUGAAACAAUUGUUUGUAACAUUCAUUGUGAUUGGGUAAUGCAACAUUGUUUGUAAUGGUCAUUGUUAUUGGAUAAUGCCACAAAUUGUUUUAAACAUUUGAUUUGAUUGGAUAAUGUCACAAUUUUUUGAUUGAUUCAUGGAUUUGUACCUCUUAUCACCCUAUAUUUGGUUGUACUAACUCAUUAAAAUUUAUUUGCAUUCCACUUUACAAUACAUUUAUGUACAUUAGGCGAAAAAUCAAAUAUGAAAUGUUAUAGUUGCUCAUGACUUUGUUUAUUUCAUAUAUUUUUAUAUUGUUUGUUUGUAAAUUAUAUAUUUUUGAUUUACUUCAUGAUGCAAUGCCAUCAUGUGGAAUUAACUACAUUCAGGUCUAAUGCAAAUCAUAGUCCUUUGCAGCAACUUGGUGUGGGAUAUAGAGAAAUACCAAGCAACCUUCCAUCUGUCAGGCUGUCUGGUCUUCUAAGAGCUCACACAAAUGAUUUUUGCUAGAGUUUUAGGAAAUUUAUACCAAAGGUUUUUUUAUCAGCAAUGUCUCUCACAAAAAAUUAAAAAGCAGACUUGAUAAAUUAUUUUUGCUUGAAAUAUAACUUAGUAAGAAAUGUAAUUCUAUGGGAAAUUGCAUUUUAAUGGCUCUCAAGUCGGCUGUCUUGCUAGAUUUUUAUGAAAUUUAUCUGGAAACUUUAUAUCAGUAAUGUCUUUGAUGAGUUUGAAAAUCAGUGCUGAUCAACUUUUUUUUUACAGGAAUUAUGUCCCUUUGAAGUAUAAAUAAUAUUGAUAAUUACAAUGUAAACACCAAUCGCGCCUACAUUUCUUGUCAAAUUUUUAAAGGUUUAUAUCUGACAGCAAAGUGUUGGACACCUUAGAUUAUCAGUACUGGUCCAUUAUUUUUACACCAGUUACGCCCCUUGGACAAUUAAAUUGUACUGAAAAUGUGAACAUUUUUUCUCUCCUAUGUACCUUGUAGGACAUUUAUGAAAAAGCUUAAAAGAGCCCGAAAAAUAUAUAUUUGAGUUAUUGCCCUUAGACGGAUAAAAUAUGUCCAUUAGCAGGGGACAUUAAAAUGAUUUAUUAUUUUCUUAGAUUGCUGACAUAUUUAUACUUUAACAUAUGAAGCUAUUAUGAAGAACAGCAAUUCAGAAUUAUUAUUUGCUUGUUCCCAAGGCAACAGUCUACAGGAAGACAUGUCACUCUAGCCAGACGCAUUAUUCUGUCUCUUGACUUGACCAGAUUUUGCUGUAAAUCCUUAAUUAAGUGCUAUGUGCAUAGUUUGAUCCAACCAAGGAUAGAGUUACGUCCAGUACAAACAUAGACUUAAAACAUAUAUAUUUCCUGCAUUUCUGCCAUGCAUGCAGCAUUAAGGAGUAAAAGCUAGGAGACAGAUAAAAAUGUUUGAGUAGGUUGACAUGUCUUACUGCAGACUUACCUUUUGAGGAAGAACAUUAAAAAUCAGUCUGUUUGUCUAGUACAAAGCAGGGUAAGCUUCAUAUCUCCUUUACAUUUUACCAUCUUGUAUAUCCUGUCAGAUUUUUAUUUAAUAUAUUAAACCAUCACAAUGAUUCUGAAAAUACAGUAAUUGAGUCUCUGUGAAGUAGUAUUAGUUAGGUGUGGUGAUUGUUAUCUUUACUUUUUAAUAACAUUAGUGUCAUUUGUGACAUGGAAACCAUUAUCAUUUAUACUGUUACAGGCCUGAUAGUGAUUGUAAACACAGAAAAUUUAAUAUGAAAGUCAUUGUCAUAUAAUUUGUUAUACUAUUGGGUGUGAUUUGAUAUUCUAAAAUGAGUAAUUGACUGGCAAUGACGUUAUUACACUUUUAAAGUGUGAUGCAACAUUGAUAAUAUUGACAUUGUCAUUCUAUUGGAUGUGAUGUGAUGUGACAUUGAUAAUAUGAAAAUCAUUGAUUAUGUCAGUGACAUUGUCAUACUAUUGGAUAUGACGUGACAUUGUUAUAUGACAAUCAUUGAUUAUAUCAGUGACAUUGUCAUAUCAUUAGAUGUGAUGUGACAUUGUUAUGUGAAAAUCAUUGAUUAUAUCAGUGACAUUGUCAUAUAAUUGGAUGUGAUGUGACAUUGUUAUGUGAAAAACAUUGAGUGUCAGUGACAUUGUCAUAUCAUUGGAUAAGAUGUGACAUUGUAUAAUUAUGACAAUCAUUGAUUAUAUCAGUGACAUUGUCAUAUUAUUGCAUGUGAUGUGACAUUGUAAUAUGACAAUUAUUGAUUUUGGCAGUGACAUUGUCAUUUUCUUGGAUGU